This is a messenger RNA of Capsicum annuum, 1911 nucleotides long. Its product is annotated as heat stress transcription factor A-4a. Gene Ontology annotation, molecular function: RNA polymerase II cis-regulatory region sequence-specific DNA binding; DNA-binding transcription factor activity. The coding region runs from base 526 to 1734 and encodes 402 amino acids. NCBI's taxonomy places the organism in Eukaryota, Viridiplantae, Streptophyta, Magnoliopsida, Solanales, Solanaceae. Gene Ontology annotation, biological process: regulation of transcription by RNA polymerase II. The record is from RefSeq and is a predicted model, not a curated record. Gene Ontology annotation, cellular component: nucleus. The transcript has 3 exons.
UUUUGGGAGUAAUAAUUAUUGUUUUUUAACCAACUUUGAUGUAAUUGGUUUUCUUGAUAAUUUGACAAGUUAUUAAUUUUAUAAUUUUAAAGGGAAAAUUGGGUUUUGUAAAUUUGUGAGUUUUAUGUGUGAUUUGAGUUUUUUCUUGAUUUUAUCGAGUUGCGUGAAAGCUGGCUCGGAUAACAAGGGAAAUUGAGUUUGCAAGAUCGAGAUUGUUGAUCAGUCGUUGAAGUUUCAUCGAGUAAUAAGUAAAUCAACAGUCAAGAAUCUCUGAUUAGUGUGAAGUACAAUCUUCGGAAACUCAUGAUAUCAUAGGCCACUAUCUCUUCUAACCAUCGUCUAGCGUGCUCGUGUGUGUUCAAAAGUAAAUCGGGAUCUGGGAAUUGAAUGGAAAUGUGAAUUUUCCAAGGAUUUGUGUGAUCAGGUGAUAACAAAUUCGUGUGGUUGUUGCGCGUAUGCUGGGAAUCUGAUAAGUUGAUCCUCUAGUCGAGCUUCGCGUUGUGAUUUUUUGGAUUUGAACUUACCAUGGAUGAAGCUCCUUGCAGCACCAAUGCACUGCCCCCGUUUAUUGCGAAGAUAUAUGAAAUGGUGGAUGAUCCCUCCACGGAUCCAAUAGUCUCGUGGAGUUCAAAUAAUAAAAGCUUCAUUGUUCGGAACCCUCCCGUUUUUGCAAGAGAUUUGUUGCCUAGAUACUUCAAGCACAAUAAUUUUUCCAGCUUUAUUCGACAGCUAAACACUUACGGAUUCAAGAAAAUAGAUCCCGAGCAAUGGGAAUUUGCAAACGACGAUUUUCUCAGAGGUCAGCCACAUCUUUUGAAGAAUAUCUAUAGACGGAAACCUGUUCACAGUCACUCUGCACAGAAUACUCAUAGCGUUUCAUCUGCGUUGACUGAAUCGGAAAGACAUGGGUAUAAGGAGGAUAUUGAAAAGUUGAAGCGUGAGAACGAAUUGCUUCAUUCAGAACUACACAGACAUAAACAGGAUCAUCAAGGACUUGAAAUGCAAACGCAGGUUCUUACCGAACGUGUCCAACAAGUUAAAGACCAACAAAAGAACGUGCUGUUUACUUUAGCUCGAGUCAUAAAUAAACCAGGAUUAGCUUUGAGUCUCAUGCCGCAGCUGGAAAUGAAUGAAAGGAAGAGACGUUUGCCGGGAAACACCUUUCUUUAUAACAAAACAGGCUUUCAAGAUAAUCAACCGAGUUCUUCCGAAAAUUCGACUAGGGAAAAUACGGAACCAACUUCUCUUUUGACUCUCAACAAGGAAGCGCUAGAUCAGUUGGAAUCUUCUUUGACCAAUUGGGAGCACAUACUGUAUGAUACCGAUCAAGAUGCGGUGAGACGGAGUUCUUCAAUGGACUUGGAUGAAUCUAUUAGUUGUGCCGAUAGCCCUGCUAUGUCUUACCCACAACUAACUGUUGACGUUGGAUCUAAGGUUUCUGGUAUUGACAUGAAUUCCGAGCCUAAUGGAAACGCUACUCCUGAUGUUACUCCACCAGAAAACCGAGUAGAGACUGCUAGUAAUGUGCCAACAGGAGUAAAUGAUGUAUUCUGGGAACAAUUCCUGACUGAGAACCCUGGUUCUACUACUGAUGUAAAGGCGGAAACGGAAGACACGGAGAGCAAAAUAAGUGAAUCCAAGACAGUUGAGAACGGGAAAUUUUGGUGGAAUACGAAGACAGUAAAUAGCCUUACAGAACAGUUGGAACAUCUUACUCCAGCAGACAGAUCGUAAUGUGGCAGGUCAUGUACUUUUUCUGAUAGUAAAUGUUUUUCCUAAACGUUUUUUUAACCUCUGCUGUGUUGUAAAUUUAGAGAAAGUGAUUGUCAGAGUACAUAGAUUUUUGGUAUAUUGACCUUACCUGGCAUUGCAUGAUAUAGUGAAUGAUAGAGUCGAUCAGUCUUGAUGCUA